Molecule: messenger RNA, 435 nt
Organism: Solanum tuberosum (potato)
Lineage: Eukaryota; Viridiplantae; Streptophyta; Magnoliopsida; Solanales; Solanaceae
Product: 2S sulfur-rich seed storage protein 2-like
Exons: 2
Coding region: 1-435 (144 amino acids)
Molecular function (GO): nutrient reservoir activity
Source: RefSeq, a predicted model, not a curated record
AUGGGUAGAAUUAUGAUUGUUGGAGCCAUUUCUUUAGCCAUCCUUUUUAUGGCAGCCACAGUUUGUAGCUCACGUAUCAUGACCAUCACCAUUGCUGAAGAUGCUCUUAACCCUCAAACUCAAAGCUGCCAGCAGCAAUUUCAACAGGCACAGCAGCUGCGUUCGUGCCAGCAGUUUCUAAGGCAGAGGUCCCAAUAUGAUGAGGACCAACAAAUCCCUCGUGAGGUUCAACAAUGUUGCAAUCAGCUUGAACAGAUACAAGACCCACAGUGCCGUUGCGAGGGACUAAUGAAAGUGGUUCAAAAAGAGGAACAAACAGGGCAAGUUCAAGGAAGACAAAGGCAGCAAAUGCUUCAAACUGCACAGAAUUUGCCUGGUUUAUGUAGACUUAGCCCACAACGAUGUGAGAUCCAAACUGUUCGCAGCUUCUUUUAA